This is a messenger RNA of Emericellopsis cladophorae, 2064 nucleotides long. RefSeq lists its product as uncharacterized. The record is from RefSeq and is a predicted model, not a curated record. Gene Ontology annotation, cellular component: cytoplasm. Bases 1 to 2064 code for a protein of 687 amino acids. The transcript has a single exon. NCBI's taxonomy places the organism in Eukaryota, Fungi, Ascomycota, Sordariomycetes, Hypocreales, Bionectriaceae. Gene Ontology annotation, biological process: mitotic spindle organization; cell population proliferation.
AUGAACGGGGCGUUGAUCGCUCCAUCACCCCUCGCAAUGCCACGAAACGAGCAGUACGAGGUCCAAGCCUACACAGAGCCGCCAGCCUUGUCUCCCGAGACAGAUGGCGAUUCUUCGCCAUUCAUAUCGCGUAUCGAAAAUGACCAAGAGAACCCAUUGCCGUCGAAACAUCGCACCGACCUUCUCCAGGAGAACAUAUCGCCCAAGAGGUCACAACAUCCGCGCGUGCGGUCUGGUGCUGAGAUGUCACCACUCAAAAUCCUCGCCGACCGCAAAUCUCCUUCACCGUUGCACGGCGAUAUGCCACCGCCUCCCUCCGCCAGAAGCCCCAGAAAGAUGUCCCCCGAGAAGAGGUUCCCUGUUAAAGUCAGCAACCCCAUUCCCGAGGAAAGGGAGGUAGAUUUCGAAGACAUACUCCGAGACAACCAAGGCUUGACGAAGGCCGUUGAGAUUUUUGAAGAUGAAGAUAGCAGCAUCAUCCCUGAGGGGGGAGAGCCGCAAAACACCAUGCCCACAGCAGCAGAGGAUAGCGCGGCUGGUGUGGAUGAGUCGAUGAUCAGCACAUUCAGCACGUUCUCUGCGGUGCCCAGCAUGGAUAUGUUUGCAAGGCUUGGGACCAGCCCGGGGAAGCCUUCGCCGGCAGCAGCAGGGCCGUCAACCCCCCGCGGCAAGCCAGAGUCGGCCACAUCACGACCGUUUCGCACGCGGGGAUCAGACAACACGACCAACCUCUUGAUUGAUUUCACGGAGCAACUGCGCAACCCGCAUCGCUCGCCUGCCAAGGUCAACAGCAUGAUGAACUCCAAUACUCUGAGUACGCCCGGCAGACGGAUGAGCAACCUCCUCGACUUCGAUAUCCCCCCCAUGCCGACCCCCCGAUCUGUCCCCUCUAUAUCAGCCCGCGAGCUGGAGUCUUUGAAAUCGAAUUUCCUUUCUGAGAUCAGCUCACUCAAGGCUAGUCUGAGUGGCAAAGAGGCGGAAGUCAACUCGCUCAAGACGGCUGUGGGCGACGCAGAGAAACGCGUGGGCGAGUCCCUCGAGCAACUCCGCGAGGAGAAGUCUGCCAAGGACCAGCUCGCCGCCGAGCUAGAGGAUUGGGAGACUCGCAGCCGCGAGAUGGAGACCGUCCUGCAUAGAGCCAGGGGUGACAUUGAGACAAGUCAGAACGAGAGGGAAGAGCUGGAGCGCAAGCUUGACGAAAGCGAAAAGCGACGCGAAGCGGCUGAGAUGCUACACCAAGAGGCGGAGAGUAAGAUGGCAGGCAUGCGUGCUGGACGGGAAAGUGCCACGACAUCAUCAUCCGAAAAACCAAAUCCGUCCAACGCCCAGGAGGUGGAGCUCGCGGUCGAGCGCGUGGCGCGCGAGCUGCACGGUCUGUACAAGAGCAAGCAUGAGACCAAGGUCGCCGCCCUCAAGAAGUCGUACGAGACACGCUGGCAGAAGAAGAUCAAGGACCUCGAGUUGCAGAUGGAGGAUCUCACGGAGGAGAAUGAGAGGCUGAAGGCUGGGAGGGACGUGACCCUGACCAAGAUCGACAACGACAGCACCAUGGCUGGCGAGCUGAAGGCGCAGGCUAUCAAGGACAACGCCUCCAUGACGGAGCUCAAGGCGGAUAUCCAGCGACUGGAAGCCGUGGUGUCCACUGUGCAGCGCGACAAUACCGAUCUGCGCGGCAUGUUGGAGAAGGAGCGCGUGGAGAAGGGCGAGUUGGUGCAGCUGGCCGAGGAGAUGAUGAGCAUGCAGAGCUUCGUGGGCGGGUCGAACCAUGCCGUACGGGGUGAACCUCAGCAGCAGCAACAGACACCCGCGCCGCAGAGGUCGCCGAGAAAGGCAAACUCGCGCGAGAGGGAGCAGGCGCCUCACCCCGAGGCACCCGCAGCCAAGACGCCCAAGACUAGUCAUGACGGCUUCAAAGCCAACAAUCGGGCAUCUGGUCUGCGUGCUCCUGGUUCCGGAUUGAGGGCGCCAGGUGGACUGCCGCGUCCAGGGACGGCCUCGUCGAGGAGUGGCAUCAUGAAUUCGAUUGAGAAGAUGGGGAGUUACCGAGGUCGUGGAGGAGAGUAG